AUGGUCGGCCAGCCGUCGUACCGGCAGUGCCUGACUCAGUGCGAGCAGCGCAACUGCUCGGGGGCCGCCCUGCGCCACUUCCGCUCCCGCCAGCCGCUCUACAUGAGCCUCACAGGCUGGACCUGCCGAGAUGACUGUAAAUAUGAAUGCAUGUGGCUUACAGUUGGACGCUAUGUCCAGGGAGGUUAUAAAGUGCCUCAGUUCCAUGGCAAGUGGCCCUUCUCCCGCUUCCUGUUCUUCCAGGAACCUGCUUCUGCCUUCGCUUCUUUACUUAAUGGACUUGCCAACCUUGUGAUGUUGAAUAAAUACAAAGCAUCUGUCCCGCCUUCAUCUCCCAUGUAUCACACAUGCAUUGCCUUUGCCUGGGUUUCACUAAAUGCCUGGGUCUGGUCUACAAUCUUCCAUACAAAGGACACUGAUGUAACUGAGAAAAUGGACUACUUCUGCGCUUCAGCUGUCAUCCUGCACUCCAUCUACCUGUGCUGUGUCAGGACUCUGGGGCUGAAGCGUCCAGCUUUUGCAAAUGCCUUUGGGGGUUUCCUUAUCCUGUUCCUGGCCUGUCACGUCGCAUACCUGACGCUUGUGCGCUUUGACUACGGCUACAACAUGGCUGUGAAUGUGGUGAUAGGCCUCCUCAACCUUUUCUGGUGGCUGGCCUGGUGUGUCAGGAACCAGCAGCGCCUCCCUUACGUCUGGAAGUGCAUGGUGGUGGUGCUGCUUCUCCAGGUUCUGGCGCUGCUCGAGCUCCUGGAUUUCCCUCCCCUGUUCUGGAUCUUUGAUGCACAUGCCAUCUGGCACAUCAGCACCAUUCCUGUCAACAUCCUUUUCUACAGUUUCCUCGUUGAUGACAGCCUGUACCUCUUGAAGGCAAACUCGGACAUUAUCAAAACAGACUGAAGCUGUUGGAGGAAAGUAGAAUGGGAAAGAGCUAACUCUUCCCUGACAGAAGGUGCUGUGCAAAACCUUCCCGGUGACUGUCCCAACAGCACCCCUGAUCUCAAGACAGCCUCUCUUGAGGAGCGGUGAUGUUGUGCAUCUUCUAUCUUCCACUGUUGAAGUGUCCAUAUCUGGAGCUUCUUGCCAUGCCAAGGCCUCUCUCUUCCCAAGCUCCUGGAUGCACUGGAAAACACCUCAUUCUUCUUCAGAACUUUACUUUUGCUUCCUCCACUCUUUUGUUGCCUUCAGAAGUUCUUACUCUUGAUCUUGUGACUCGUCCCAUUAGAGUGUCAAGGAUCUGUCAGAACAUUGGUGAUCCAUCUCGCCCACUUGUCCUCCCCACUCGCUGCAACUCUCUUCUGUGCUACCAGGCAACCUUCAUUUCCAUUUCCACCAUUUAAAAGAAAUCAUUGAGUGAUUCUGGGCUUGCUCGGGGGACUUCAGAUGGAGUGGGGAAAUGGGCAAAAGCAACUAGUGGCAUGGUAAACUGAAAGAUAACAAGAGCAAGUUGUGGAGACAUCUGAUCAUGAAGUUCUGAGGUCCACAGCGUCAUUGCUUGCUGAAAAGGGAUUAUUGUUAAUCUUAAAAAUGCUGGAUAGCCCAGGGUGUCCUUGGGUAGCCUGGAUUUAUGCUGUGCUGUAAACCUUAAUCUUUUGUCCUUUGAUUAUAAGCAGUGAAGGCACCUUCAGCACUUGAGAGGUCUGUCUUCCCAGAGGCUGUGGGGUCCUUGGGUAGGCACGUCUCACCUCUUGUGAGAUAAGAAGUGUUUGAAUCUAGAUGCUUGUGCAGUCUUUGAAAAACUUGCUCUAGUGUGAAAUGUGGGGCAGGUUCAGAAGGUUCCACUUUUCCUUCGUUGAUUAGUUGUGAAUUUUUGGAUGCUGCAAAGCUAUCCAGUGUGUCCUAACUGGAGGGAAGGGGAGAAAGCACCUGCCCUGGAGGGAGCAGGUCCUGCAGAUUCCCUUGUCUCUGCAGCACUUACUAGUUGCUGAGUUGCCCAGAUCAAAGUGUCAAUGAAAUUUGUUGUGUGCCACACGGCAAUCCUGGCUCCUGCUACACACCCCACCCCAGCCCUCUCCCCUGCUGUAACUGUAUCAGGUGGUAGACUGCUGUACCCAACAGGAUAAGGACUUCAUGAGGGGAAUCCUAGAGUGCUGGGGAAUUGUGUGUUAAAGCAGAGACCCCAGGAAUGCUGCAUUGAUUGGGGGGGGGGGGGGGG
Alligator sinensis (Chinese alligator) is the source of this 2152-nucleotide messenger RNA. It is a transcript of the gene PGAP3, whose product is annotated as post-GPI attachment to proteins 3. The record is from RefSeq and is a predicted model, not a curated record. Gene Ontology annotation, molecular function: hydrolase activity, acting on ester bonds. The transcript has 8 exons. Gene Ontology annotation, cellular component: endoplasmic reticulum membrane. Gene Ontology annotation, biological process: GPI anchor biosynthetic process. Lineage: Eukaryota; Metazoa; Chordata; Crocodylia; Alligatoridae. Bases 1 to 897 code for a protein of 298 amino acids.